UAUGAAUCUAAACCUUUAACAGAGUCACAGGGAAAUGUUGGAUCUCAUACAUUUUUAGUAUGUCCUUGACACCAAGUUCGCCUUCAAAUUCCCGAGGACUUGUCUAGGGCGAAUAAAAAAGUUAAACGACGUGCGAUGUGCCUGUAUCUAUUCCCCAUGUCAAUACAGAGAGUAGCUGUAUUGCUGAUCAUCUUCAUUGCGUACACCUCGCGCAUUCAAUUCGGAUCACGGAUUCCGCUCAAAUACUUAUUUAGUCCAGGCUGCGUCAGUGGCGUGCAUGCUGAAAGGUUCGUGUUCCACCAAAUAUAUAACAUUUUUAUCCGAGCAACAGCAUGGAUUCUGCAUCUACUCCUGCAAUGUUUCAGGUUCCCGCCAACUUUGUGCGCUUCACAGUUAUCAUCAGUAUCCAGAUGGUUAUCCUGGCAUUUGGAUACGGAUUCCUUGGUGCAGUUGCCUACUUUCAGUACCUUGCUCCACCCGAUCCAGUCUGCGAGUUAAUGAUGAGCUAUCCUGGAGAAUUAACAAUGAUUAUCACGUUGAUAGCGACUAUGCUAUCAGUCACCGCUGCUACUCUUUUCACACUUUCGGUCAAAGAGGCACUAAGGCAUCGAAUGUGGAAGCCCAUUUCUCUAAUUCACCUGAGCACUGGUGUCGCCUUAGCACAGGGCUCUCAUAUUCUGAAACAUCGAUAUAUGGGUUUGACCAUCUCGACACUGUUCAUCAUUGGGAUGCUGAGGCUCUUAACGGCCGGGUGGAUAACUCUCUUGACACCGACCUACUUCAUGUGGCCAGUACAGUUGAAUGGAACCGAACUUGACAUAACUGGAAGCGCGUUUGCCACCUUGCUCCGCCAAGAAUUCCUAGCAAAUGGUCUCACUGACAUCCAGGACAAUGCUUUUGAAAUUCUCGACAUUGGCGGAAUGCUCAGUGGAGUUACUGCUGCAGGGUUUACCUUUGGUCUUCCCGGGACAUUCAAUUUCAAUGGUGCAAAAUAUAACAGGGGGGUCGUUCCUACCAUUGAAUCAUUUUCCGGCUCGGAUGGAGUUCCGAAUGCUAAUGGUACUCGUCUUGGGUUUUCCGGUGGAAAUGUCACGGUCAACACAGGAGUCGUACCCGGAUCGCACCCCAGCGUGCCUAUUCCUCAAGGCUUCAGCACGAACUAUUCCAUGUCGCAACAAGGGUUAACAGCCAAUGUCAGCUGCUGGGCCAUUGACUCGAGUCAAACGCAGUACCUUUGGGACGCGAACAACUCUUACGUCAUCUAUGCCAAUGCAGCUGCUUCGAACAAUUCCAUCACCGCUCUCCGCUUGUGGAAUAUCAGCGCAAACUGUGGUACCAAUACGCUGACAACGUACGAAUAUGUGACCAUGGUGGAUGCGAAUGGAAAUACGAGCUCAUCAGGGACUGGCUUUCUUCCAUCUGUUGUGUGCCAAGGACCAACGAAUAUGAACCAAACUUAUACAAACUUCACCAUUUUUACACAAGGGUUUUACAAGUAUGGGUUCCUUCAAGCAAGCGUGUGCGAAGUGGUUCCCCUGCUGACCACAGUCCGCGCCGAUUAUUCCAAUGAACAAAUUUCUUCCGAGGUCACCUCAUCCACUCCAUUCCAGCCAGAGAAUGCCGAGCUACUGUCAUUUAUUGCUUCAGUUGCCAGGUUUCAGUCGAUCAACUCGCAGGGGCUUACGAGCAGCACAAUUGGGGAUACUUUGUACUCCAUCUAUUCAUCGACCACUAUCGGAUCCAUCAAUAACAAUCUCAAUGACACACAGGUUUACCUUGAGCUAGAGGAUUACUGGCGUGGUGUUGUUGAAUUUUCCGCCACAUUCCUUCGAUCCGGGUUUAUGGCCACAGGUAGCUUCCCCAAUAACGAGAUCCCGGACAAUCUUUCUUCCCAAGUCACUGGGACAAUGUUCAUAUCGACGAUUGGCUGGACUCGCUGGGCUAAGAACUCACCAACAUAUCUGCUCGCUACACUCCCGCUCACCAUUAUCACCAUCCUCACGUUAGCCUGCGCGUUGUACAGUAUUCUGGAGGCUUGGAAAGAGCGACAUGGAUGGGCUGGUCACCACAGGGCCCAUGACUUCGAUGUGUCAAACACUCUUCAUCUCAUUAUGGUAUGCGCUGCUGGGAGUCUCGCACUCAAAGAUUUCGGCGAGCAAGGGAUUAUCAAUAACGAGCGCGUGAUGGUGCAGCUGAAGGAGGAUGGUGAGAAGAAGAAGUUUGUGGUAGCUGAUCCACCGUAUUUGGUAGCGUCCAAGGAGUUCGUAUGAUUUUAGGCACCAUCGCGCUAUGGCAGUUGGUACCUGAGACAAGGUCAGAAAAGUUGGACAGAUGCGAUACAUAUCCCGAGACAUCUAUGAAUGUAUUGAUUUCGAAUAUCUAUCUAUCUAUU
Molecule: messenger RNA, 2392 nt
Organism: Suillus subalutaceus
Lineage: Eukaryota; Fungi; Basidiomycota; Agaricomycetes; Boletales; Suillaceae
Exons: 9
Coding region: 333-2270 (645 amino acids)
Biological process (GO): methylation
Molecular function (GO): methyltransferase activity; nucleic acid binding
Source: RefSeq, a predicted model, not a curated record